Molecule: messenger RNA, 708 nt
Organism: Manis pentadactyla (Chinese pangolin)
Lineage: Eukaryota; Metazoa; Chordata; Mammalia; Pholidota; Manidae
Product: cytochrome P450 2C23-like
Molecular function (GO): oxidoreductase activity, acting on paired donors, with incorporation or reduction of molecular oxygen; iron ion binding; heme binding
Source: RefSeq, a predicted model, not a curated record
UAGAAAAUCAAAAGUUGCAGAUUUUGUGAAUGAGAGUUGGGAAAGAUAAGAAUCUUUCUUAAUUCCAAACCACAGCAAAGUAAAUAAGCCAAACCAAUUCUAGUUUUUUUCCCAAGUCCAAGAACUCAGCCUAACCUUUGGCUGGCAGGUCACAGCCCCUGCACAAGACUUGCUAAUAAGCAAUCUGGACAGUUCCUACCCUGAUGCAGCUGAGAUGGAGCUGCUGGGAAUCACUACUCUUGCUCUUAUGAUUAGUGUCACUUGCCUGGUUUUCUUUUUUGUGCAGAAGAAAAGUGACAAAGGCAGAAGGCUCCCCCCUGGCCCAACUCCCCUGCCAAAUGGAAAUAUGAUGCAGCUAAACCUCAAGGACAUUCCUGCAUCUCUCGCCAAGCUGGCCAAAGAGUAUGGCUCUGUUUACACCCUGUACCUUGGAUCCUGUCCCCUGUGGUCUUACGUGGAUAUGAGGGUGAAGGAAGCUGCGACUGAUCAGGGUGACAAAUGCAGGCAACAUCUUCCAAUUACUGAAGAUACCCAAAAAGGAUAUGAGCCAUUAGUUGGCAACUAUUAUUUCAUCUUGUGAAGAAGACAUUUUUCUAAAGUUGAUUGCCCCCAUGACCUUUCGCCACCACCGUUACGACGACCUCGUGCGGACGCUGUACAAGGUGCACAAUGAAUGCCCUUACAUCACCCGGGUUUACAGCAUCGGAC